CGGCCAGCUCCCUGAGGAUUAGCUCAAGGGCUGUGCGGGAAGUGCUUCAGAUGCCCUCACUGGUCCCUGGCCCCUCCUGGUCCCACCCCUGAACCCUCCACCCCCGCACUUUGCUUGCAAGUCUCUCUGUCUGACUGCCUGUCCCGCAGUGAGUUCUUCUGCCACCUCUGGAUCCUCCCUCAAUCAGUCUCUUGGUCAAAGCCUGCGUUGCCUCUCUCUCAGACCAGUUCAGAGCCCCAGGUGUGAGGGUGUCCCCUGGACCAGGGUGCGGCCAUCAGAAGGAGUGCAAGAGCAGAAAGCCCUCUGCUUGCUGACACUUCUCCCGCUCGGAGCUGGGAACUGCGGGAGGAAGAGAUGAGUGGGGGUGGGGUGAGCCUGCUGAAGCGGGGCCCCGCUGGGCCGGGCUGGGCCGGGCUGGGCUGGACUGACCCCUCCCCAGUCGGGGGCGGGACCCCAGGAGGAGCGAGGGAGCAGAGCCGCCGGGGAGCAUCAGACGGCGGAGAGGCACUAUGGCGGGAACGAACCUCGGGGCCCGCUUCUACCGGCAGAUCAAGAGACAUCCCGCACUCAUCCCGAUGAUCGGCUUCAUUGGCCUGGGAAUGGGCAGUGCGGCGCUGUACUUGCUGAGACUCGCCCUGCGCAGCCCCGACGUCUGCUGGGACAGAAAGAACAACCCAGAGCCCUGGAACCGCCUGAGCCCCAAUGACCAAUACAAGUUUCUUGCAGUUUCCACUGACUAUAAGAAGCUGAAGAAGGACCGGCCAGACUUCUGAGCUGGCUGGGGUGCCAGCGAGCAGUAAACCACCGUCAGCCAGUCAGCCUGCCCCAGUCAGCCUGCCGACUCAUUUCUUCCACUCUCUAACCCCUGCCCCCAGGGCGCCACUCUAGCCACCCUGCCCAGCUGCUGCUUCCACAGGCUUGGUUCCCACAGGAGGGGAGACAGCUCCCCACCCCCUUCCCUUGCUCCCGCAGCGGAAGCGCCUCUGACCCUCAGCUUGAGUCCCACGCGGGGGGGGGGGGGCGGGGGAGUGGGGGGAGUUAGGAGGACAGGCAGUGUGUUGACCCAAAAGGCUCAAGCCAGCCCCUCUGCCCCCCUACCGGGGCCUUGCAGGGUGUGGCUCAGGCUACGUGUUGAGCGUGGCCAACGUGAGCCAAGAGCAAGCGGAGGCCUCUCGGUGCCAAGUGACGUGGCAGGCCCCGCGUUAGGCCAGGCUCUGGCGCCGCGAAGGGGCGGUGCUGCUCUGGCUCGACUGGGCUCGUCGCUGGCCGCCCUGCCUGCCGCCGCCGGGCCUGCCCUGGAUGAGGCACCUUCGCCCCGGAGAAGCGCAGCAAGCGCCUCCCCGUGCCCAAGCCCACUGCUUCCCGGGCCAACAGGCAUCCCCUCCCACGGCCUUGCACCUGGGCCUCCCCCUGCCAUUCUGCCCCUCCCUUGCUCCCCUCAGUCCCCUGGGAUCAAACAGAAG
This is a messenger RNA of Zalophus californianus (California sea lion), 1463 nucleotides long. RefSeq names its product NDUFA4 mitochondrial complex associated like 2 (gene COXFA4L2). The transcript is spliced from 4 exons. Bases 510 to 773 code for a protein of 87 amino acids. NCBI's taxonomy places the organism in Eukaryota, Metazoa, Chordata, Mammalia, Carnivora, Otariidae. The record is from RefSeq and is a predicted model, not a curated record.